CAGCGGACAUCACCCGCCGAUGCCCAGGUGCUGAGCAGCUCCUGUGUCCAGGAUGACCUGCAUCAAGGCCCCACAGCAGCCCCAGCCCAUCUCCACGGGAGCUACCACCACCACUGCCACCAGCACCACGGGCCCUGCUGGGGGUCAUCGCAGCUCCAUGGAGGGUGACUUGGAGUGCCUGGUGUGCCGGGAGCCCUACAGCUGCACUCGGCUGCCCAAGCUGCUGAGCUGCCAGCACACCUUCUGUGCCGUCUGCCUGAAGCUCCUGCUGUGUGUGCAGGAUGACGCCUGGUCUGUCACCUGCCCACUGUGCCGCAAGGCUACCACUGUCCCCGGAGGCCUCAUCUGCAGUCUGCGUGACCAGGAGCCGGUCAUGGGGCGGCUGGCCUGGCCACGCGAGGAGGUACGGCUCUGUCCUCAGGGGCUGGCAGAUCCCGCCGCCUCGGCCGCAGGACACCCCGGCUGGGCAGAUGAGGACACCAUGAGUGCCAACCGCGUGGCGGCCCGGCGCCUGGCAGCACACCUGCUCCUGCUGGUCUUGCUCAUCUUCCUCAUCAUGCCCUUCAUCUAUGGGGGCAUCAUCUGGUGGGUGCUGACCUUCAUUGUCAUCCUGGCCCUGCUGAUGUCUACCUUCUUCUGCUGCCACCCCGGCAGCCAGGGCAGCUGCUGGUCCUCCCCCAGGACUCUCGUCUGCAGAGAGCAAAAGCCCAGCCAGAUCACUUUCAUUGCCUGAGGGCCUCCCAGGGCAACCCCUCAGCCCCUCCUGCCUCUCGGCCGCUGACUUGCACAGCAGACAGGGUAAGAGUUUACCAAUUGAGACUGGCUCCCUAGGGAGAGUCCAUGCCCGCUGGACCUGCAGGCCAAAACCAGAGUGGCCGUCUUGGGCCAAGAAGUACGUGCUUGGACCGUAGGCUUACACCUGCCCUUGGCAUAGCACACACUGUUGGGGUGGGAGGGGCACGGACUACUUAAAUAUUAUGGGGGGGGUCUGUGCCUCUUAUUCCAAUGCUCCUGUUUUUUUCUUUAUAUAAUUCUAUGAAAGUAUUAAUAGUGACCUUAUUG
Messenger RNA from Tupaia belangeri chinensis (Chinese tree shrew), 1062 nucleotides. It is a transcript of the gene RNF186, whose product is annotated as ring finger protein 186. The record is from RefSeq and is a predicted model, not a curated record. Gene Ontology annotation, cellular component: endoplasmic reticulum membrane. Gene Ontology annotation, molecular function: ubiquitin protein ligase activity. The transcript has a single exon. Bases 53 to 733 code for a protein of 226 amino acids. Gene Ontology annotation, biological process: intrinsic apoptotic signaling pathway in response to endoplasmic reticulum stress; protein K63-linked ubiquitination; proteasome-mediated ubiquitin-dependent protein catabolic process. Lineage: Eukaryota; Metazoa; Chordata; Mammalia; Scandentia; Tupaiidae.